Messenger RNA from Culicoides brevitarsis, 4897 nucleotides. RefSeq names its product THO complex subunit 2 (gene tho2). Gene Ontology annotation, biological process: mRNA processing; mRNA export from nucleus. The transcript has 3 exons. Gene Ontology annotation, cellular component: THO complex part of transcription export complex. NCBI's taxonomy places the organism in Eukaryota, Metazoa, Arthropoda, Insecta, Diptera, Ceratopogonidae. The coding region runs from base 149 to 4693 and encodes 1514 amino acids. Gene Ontology annotation, molecular function: protein binding; mRNA binding. The record is from RefSeq and is a predicted model, not a curated record.
GGCAAAAAGCUUGGAACCGCGUACACUAAAAUCCAAAAAUUCUCUGAAAAUAGUUUCUCGUGACACCUUAAAACGUUGCAAAUCGAUAGUUAAGCACCCGGAGACGAAAAUCACAACAACAAACGUUUUGGUUGAAUUUCGAGCGAAAAUGUCGCCUGGCGUGGAUUGGAAUGGCGAGUUUGACCGAAAUGGGCGUCAAGAGUUCCUGAAACACGUGAAGCAAUUGCUGCGAGACGACGCGCAUUUCCUCUACGACAAAUCGGAUCAGCGGGAAGGCGGCGUUUCGCGAUGCAUCUAUCAAUUGGUGUCGGCUUGCACGAAGCGUCAGAUAAAAUUGGAUGCCGCCUUGAACAUUCUCACAGAGCUGGCGUACUUGAAUCACGACAUGCCGAGCGUAAUUCUCGAUGUUUUUGGGAUUUUGGAUGCUGAAACGUCACUCCAAACGGAUACCGACGAGAGACAUUUGUUCUGCCAGAUCGUGAAGGAAGCGGAAAAUGUCUUGAGCGAAAAUUUGCUGAAAGAGCGCAUGGAGAUCGAUACUUUGCAAGAUGUGGGCACCGUGAAAAAUCGUCAAUUCUAUACGCGCUUCAUCAAGGUCAAGACAAAAUUGUAUUACAAACAGCGCCGUUUCAACUUGUUCCGCGAGGAGAGCGAAGGCUAUGCCAAACUCAUCACAGAGCUGAAUCAGGAAGCAAACGAGCAAUUUACGGUCCAAAAUGCCUUGGAAAUCAUCAAAUCUCUCAUCGGCUGUUUCAAUUUAGACCCAAAUCGCGUCCUCGACAUCAUCAUUGAAUCUUUCGAGAUGCACCCGAACAACUACAAACUCUUCACGCCCCUUUUGCAGAACUACGUGAACGACGGAAACACCGUUUGCGAGGUCCUCGGAUACAAAUAUCGCCAUUUUUCCGAUUCCAAGACGCCUGAUUCGCUUUUCAAGGUCACCGCAUUGCUCCUACAGCACGGCGUCUUCGAGUUAGACUCGAUUUACUCCUGGCUUGGGCCCGAUGACGCCAAAUUAUCGACAGAAUGGAAGCAGGAAAUGACCGAGGCGAAAGAAUACGUGCGAAAAUUGAACAUUGUGUCGAUUAACAAGGAAAAAGAAGCUGAACCGGAUGAGGAAAAGUUCACAAAUACCGAUAAAUACGCGCAAAAUCAAAAAUGGCGCUUGUGUGAAGCCCUUUUGGACAUUGGUGACUACGAAAAUGCCUUGAAAUUGAUGAAAAAGCUGCCGGAUCACUCGGUUAUGGUCAAUGAGCCCAUCGCUAAAGCACUUGCGAAGCUAAUUAACAUCGUAAUUGAGCCAAUUUACCGUUUAAAGUGCUCCAUCGUGCCGAAUGUGCAAAGUAGACGUGCGCCAGGCGAUCAUUUAAUCCAAUUGCCACUCGUGACGUCAGUUUCCAAGUUAAAACAACACGCAUUCCCGAUGUUUAUCGCCCUUGGACCAUCAUUACACUACGAUCCGAUCCUCUUGCACAAGUUAAUUCGCUUGAUGACCGUCAUUUUGAACGACAUGAAUGUCGAUAGCAGUGUGGGACCUCCUUUUAGCGAUGCCGAGAACGAAUCUUUGUACUAUGACAUCCUCACGCUACUUGAUGUCGCUGUUUUGCCCGCGCUUUCGUACAUGGACUGCAAUUGUUGUCUCGCCGAGGAGAUUUGGGACGUCGUAAAAUUAUUUCCCUACCAAUUUCGGUACAGCUUAUAUGGGCGCUGGAAGAACGACACGUUCCAAAUUCACCCGAAACUCAUCCGGAGACGCGGUUUGGCGCAAAAACAAAUAAAAGCCAUCAUGAAACGCGUUUCCAAGGAAAAUGUGAAGCCCGUGGCGCGUCAAAUUGGAAAAUUAUCACAUUGCUCUCCCGGAUUUUUGUUCGAAUAUAUUUUGUUGCAGAUCCAAAUUUAUGACAAUUUAAUAGGGCCCGUUGUGGAUUCCUUAAAAUACCUGUCGUCGCUCAGUUUUGACGUCCUCGGAUACUGUUUGACUGAAACUUUGGCGCAGGCGGAUCGUGCAAGGCUUGAAAAUGAUGGGACAAGUCUCUCGUUGUGGCUUCAGAGUUUGGCGAGUUUUUGCGGAGCGAUUUUCAAAAAGUACAAUAUCGAGCUUAAUGGACUCUUGCAGUACGUGGCGAACCAGUUGAAAGGGCAAAAAUCCCUGGAUUUGCUCAUUUUGAAGGAAAUUGUGCAAAAAAUGACCGGGAUUGAAGCGGCAGAGGAAAUGACAGUUGAUCAAGUUCGAGCCAUGUGCGGAGGCGAAAUUUUACGUGGAGAAGCCGGGUACUUUGCGCAAGUGCGGAAUACGAAAAAAUCAUCGCAGCGACUCAAAGAUGCGUUAGCAAGUAAUGACCUCGCCGUUGCCCUGGCCUUGUUGAUUGCGCAACAGAAACACUGCGUAAUUUAUCGCGAAACGACCCACAGUCACUUGAAGCUCGUCGGGAAGCUUUAUGAUCAGUGUCAAGAUACGCUCGUGCAAUUUGGGACAUUUUUGGGGUCAAAUUACUCCGUGGAAGAGUAUAUCGAACGUUUGCCGUCGAUUCAUGCGAUGCUCCAAGAAUAUCACAUCCAUGCCGAUGUCGCCUUUUUCCUCGCGAGACCCAUGUUUGCCCAUGCCAUCAACCAAAAAUACGAUCAGCUGCGGAAAAGUGACCCAAAUGCGAAAAAACUCACCACGGCGCAAAAAUUAUCGAAAUAUUUGGAAGCAACGCAGGCAGUUAUGGCACCUGUUGUUGCCUCAGUGCAUCCAUUGCACACGCCAAAAGUGUGGGAAGACAUCAGUCCGCAAUUUUUGUGCACUUUUUGGUCUCUCAGCAUGUACGAUUUGCAAGUCCCGGGCGAUGCGUACACCAAAGAGAUCCAAAAACUCAAGUUACAGUCACUUGCGAUCAUGGACAACAAAGAUUCGAAUGCCUCGAAGAACAAAAAGGAGCAGGAACGGUUCAUCGCUCUCAUGGAAAAGCUCUCGGACGAGCGAAAGAAGCAACAAGAACACGUCGACAAGAUCUUGCAUCGCUUAAAUCACGAAAAAGACACUUGGUUUCCGUCGCGGUCCUUUAAAUCCGCCAAAAAUGAGACAAUAACGCAAUUUUUGCAACUUUGUCUCUUUCCGCGAUGCAGUUUUACGGCUCUCGAUGCGCUUUAUUGCGCCAAAUUCGUGCAAAUUAUCCACAGUUUGAAGACAACGAAUUUUUCGACGUUACUUUGUUACGACAGAAUUUUUUGCGACAUCACUUUUAGCGUGACUUCGUGCACGGAGAACGAAGCAACGCGUUACGGGAGAUUCCUCUGUGCGAUGCUCGAAACAAUUAUGCGAUGGCACAUGGAUGAGGCGACGUUCAAUAAGGAAUGUUCGUUGUAUCCGGGUUUUGUGACGAAAUUUCGAGUUAGUAAUCAGUUUUCGGAGGCGAAUGAUCACGUGGGCUACGAGAAUUAUCGACAUGUGUGUCAUAAGUGGCAUUAUAAGAUAACAAAGUCGUUAGUUUUUUGUCUGGAUUCGAAGGAUUACAUGCAGAUAAGGAAUUCGUUGAUUAUUUUGAUGAAAAUUUUGCCACAUUUUCCCGUUUUGAGUAAAUUAUCACAAAUUAUUGAGAAGAAAGUGGAGAAGGUUCGUGAAGAAGAAAAGAACAAACGACAAGAUUUAUUCAUCCUUGCCUCAAGCUACAUUGGACAACUCAAAGCGAAAUCCAGCCAAAUGAUGCGCGAAAGUGAUUUCCAUCAAGUUGCCGAGAAACCACAAGCUCAAAAAACCGCCGAAGAAACCGCCGCAAAAGUGUCUGAACAAAAAUCCGCUCCGCUUGUCGUGAAAAAAGAGGAACCGCAACCCACGCCAGUCCCCUUAAAAGAAUCAAAAUCCUCUGAGAAAAAAAUCAUCCGCAUUUCCAAGCCGCAAGAAGCCACACCCGACGUCGUUGUCAUCGAACCGCAUCGCGAACGCGACAAAGAAUCGCGUCACGAUCGCGACGAAGCAAGUUCGCGCGAAGCCAGUGUCGCGAGCAACGUUAGCGCCAAACAUUCGAGCAAAGAUCUAAAACGCGCGGAAAAAGCGCGCGAAAAGGAACGCGAAGACGAGUUACGGAAACGCGACAAGGAACGCAGAAAAAAUAAACGAGCAACGAGUCCGUCGAAUUACGACUCGAACUACUAUCGCAACGAUCCGGAUGUCGCCAUUUACGAAGAACGCACGGAACGCGGCCGAGAUCGCGAACGAAACAACGAUAAUCGGCAAGAACGCGACUUGAGCAGCGUCAGUAAUUCCAGUCAAGGCUCGAUCCCACCGAGAGCACGCAGCAUGGAGCCGCCCGAGCAAAUUCCGGAGCUUCGUGAAUCGAAGAGACGCAAAAUCGAGGUUGUGAGUUCGAAGAAGGGCAGUUUGUCGCAAGGCAGUGUGAUACAAAUCCCGUCGUCGGAGGGCAAUGGCAAGCGCGAAAAGUCCGCAAAAACCGCAAAGAGAGACAAGUCUGACGAGGCGAAGGAGUUGCGACGCGAAAAGAAACGUUCGCGCAAAGACGACGAAGUUGUGGUGGUCGAGAAACGUUCACGGAACAAAAAUGACGACGAGAAGCAGCACAAAAAUGGCGCCGAAAGCCCGUCGAGAGGAAGCAAACAUCGGUAUGAGACACGAGAAAUGUCGCCGGAUGAUCGUUACGAACACGAGACACGCAGCGAGAAGACCUACAAGAGCAGAACUCGAUCCGGAUAUUAAAUUGCCAUACCUCAAAAGAGACGAGAGUUCUCGCAAAUUUAUCAUUUUUCUACGAGAAAAUCCGUGAAAAUAAAUAAAAUUAGAUUUCUACUCUUAAAACGAUAAUUUUUAGUCGUUCUUUAUCUUUAACUUUAGUUCGUAUCAUUUACAAAAAAAAAAAUUAAAAAAAUAACAAAAAUGUUAGAAAUAAAGAAGAAAUAUAAC